UUCACGUCCUGACCCCCUGACGCACCCCGCCGCUAGCCAGCCUCCCACUGUUGAGUUUGCUAAGUGAGCGAGGAGUUGGUUUAAUCGCCCGUGUUAACGCACUGCCGAUUAAUCUGUAAAUGUUGAAGCAGCGCUAGCUUGUGAAGUUUGCAAGAUAUCUUUUAGGGUGGGUGGGUGAUCGUGGAGUUGAACGUGAGGUGUGCAGGGGGAACUCAGUUAUUUUAAUGACUUGCACUGUUCUGCAGCCACAGAACAGCGUAUUUCCUGACAUCUACCAGUUAAAAAACCUGAUGUCUCCACCGUGCAGUUCACAUGUUCCCGGAGCAAGAGUUUGAAGUGCUGAGGGUGGAGGCGGUUCGCAGUCUCUCUGCCUGCUCCGCCCUGCCCCAGCAGCUGGGAGGAUUUGUCCCUGCGAAUUGCGCAUUCCCCGCUCAGCGACUGAAGGAACUUGGCUGGAAACUUUCCUUGGACGAGAUGUGACCAAGUUCCCACCAGCUUUGGGCUGCCCUUCCCUCCUCCGUCGGUCUCUCUCUUUCUACGGGACUGAAUUGGGAAUGCGGACGACACGUUGCUUCGCUGAAAGUUUUUGACCACGACUUUGUGAAAGUUUUGGUGGCCCGGUACGGGGAACCGACUCGGCGUCCGGGGCGAGAUGAUACAAGGGAAAGUGAACCGACUCUUUAAGAAGGAUCUCCAUGCGGUGGAGCCGGUGCAGAGGUACAGAAGCGCAGCCUGCGACUCCGAGCUGGAUGUGGGGCAGAUCCCCUUGAGUGAAAUCACCGACAAGACUUUGGAUGCCAAACCAAAAGACAUUGAACCUAUUGACUAUGAGAAUGUCUUGCUGCAGAAGAAAGCACAGAUUAUUAGCGAUCCUUUACGGGAUAUGCUGAUUUUUCCCAGUGAGGAUUUCCAGAUCAAGACGUUGAAGCGACAUGGGCGAACGCUCUGCUCCACCGUGCCAGAGAAUGCAAGGAGAGAAGCUAAGAGCUUGCUCGUCACUGAAUGUAUCAAGACCUAUGACUCUGACUGGCACCUCAUACACUACAGAUAUGAGGACUACUCAGGAGACUUCAGGAAGCUGCCAAACAAAGCUCCAAAGCCGGAGAAGCUUCCCGUCCACGUGUUUGAAGUUGAUGAGGAUGUUGACAAAGACGAGGAUACAGCAUCCCUUGGAUCACAGAAGGGAGGGAUCACAAAACAAGGAUGGCUGCACAAGGGCAACAUGAACAGUGCAAUCAGUGUGACAAUGCGGUCAUUCAAGAGGCGAUUCUUCCACCUGACCCAGCUUGGUGAUGGCUCCUACAUUCUCAAUUUCUACAAAGACGAGAAAAUCUCCAAGGAGCCAAAGGGCUCGAUCUUCCUGGAUUCGUGCAUGGGCGUGGUGCAGAACAGCAGAAUACGGAGAUAUGCCUUUGAACUGAAGAUGCAAGACAAGAGCAGUUACCUGCUGGCGGCUGACAGCGACCUGGAAAUGGAGGAGUGGAUUGGGUCCCUGAAUAAAAUCCUCCAAAGUACUUUCGAGGCUGCUAUGCAAGAGAGGAGGAAUGGUGACUCGUUGGAGAUUUCUGAUGAUGAGUUACCUGGUCAGGGGAAGGCAGAGCACGGCACGAUCUUGGAAAGCCUGCAGUGUGACAUCGCAAAGAGCACAAGAGAAACAGAAAUCAGAAGAAAUGAAGGAAGAUUGAAGCUUUUCUGUCUGGAUGCAGAUUCUCAGAAACUUGACUUCUCCAGUAUUGAACCAGACGUGAAGCCUUUCGAGGAAAAAUUCGGAAUACGUAUUUUGGUGAAAUGCAAUGAUUUAUCCUUCAACCUGCAAAGCUGUGUGGCUGAAAAUGAGGAGGGGCCCACAACAAAUGUGGAGCCUUUCUUUGUCACAUUGGCGCUUUUUGAUAUCAAAGACAAUCGAAAGAUCUCGGCUGAUUUCCACGUGGAUCUGAAUCACCCAAGUGUCCGACAGAUGCUGUCAAACUCCUCGGCAGUGAUGAAUGGUGGGGAGGUAUUAACCCCAUCCCAGAAAUCCAUCAACGGCAUUCCCGAAAAUUUGAUGCAGUAUCCAAAACAGGGGAUUUUCUCUGUCACAUGCCCUCAUCAAGAUAUCUUCCUCGUUGCCCGAGUGGAGAAAGUUCUGCAGGGGGGCAUCACCCAGUGUGCAGAGCCGUACAUGAAGAGUUCGGAUUCAGUCAAGGUUGCACAGAAAGUGUUGAAAAAUGCCAAACAGGCAUGUACGAGACUUGGGCAGUAUCGCAUGCCAUUCGCUUGGGCUGCAAGACCCGUCUUCAAAGAUGCUCAAGGGACACUUGACAACGACAAGACUACACGAUUCUCUGCACUUUAUAGGCAAGAUAGCAAUAAGCUCUCCAACGAAGACCUACUUAAGUUGUUGUUGGAUUUUAGGAAACUAGAGAAGAUGUCUAAGCUUCCAGUUAUCUUGGGGAACCUGGACAUCACCAUUGACAAUGUGACUCCAGAUUUUCCGAGUUGUGUGAACUCUUCGUACAUCCCAGUGAAGCCUUUUGAAAAUAACUCCAAGGUUUUGGUUACACAUGAGGUGGAGGAAUUCUUUCCUUGUAUAAUGAAGCUGUCUCAACCAUUUACCAUCUACAACAAUCAUCUGUAUGUUUACCCGAAGCAUCUGAAGUACGACAGUCAGAAAUCAUUUGCAAAAGCAAGGAACAUUGCGGUUUGCAUGGAGUUCAGGGACUCUGAUGACGAAGAUUCACAACCUCUGAGGUGUAUUUACGGGAGACCUGGAGGUCCUGUCUUUGCAAAGUGUGCUUUCACUGUGGUAUUGCAUCAUCAUCAAUACCCGGAGUUCUAUGAUGAGAUUAAGGUGGAGCUCCCAACACAACUGCACGAGAAGCAUCACUUGUUAUUCACCUUCUACCACAUCAGCUGUGACAGCUCCAGCAAAGGCACCACCAAGAAGAAAGAAACCAUUGAAUCACAAGUUGGCUAUGCCUGGUUGCCCAUUCUGAAAGACGGCCGUGUGGUGACCAGCGAGAAUCAGGUCGCUGUCUCAGCCAAUCUACCUGUUGGUUACUUAAGCUACCAGGAGCUGGGAAUGGGAAAGCACACUGGUCCCGAAAUCAAAUGGGUGGAUGGAGCCAAGCAUAUUUUCAAAGUUGCCACACACCUUGUGUCAACGGUCUAUACUCAGGACCAACAUCUCAACAACUUCUUCCAGUAUUGCCAGAAGUGUGACUCAGGCGCUCAAGCUUCCGGAUCAGAACUGGUCAAGUUCCUGAAGAGUUUGCACGCGAUGGAAGGCCACGUGAUGAUUAACUUCCUACCUACAAUCCUGAACCAGUUGUUCCGAGUUCUUGCCCGGGCCACACACGAGGACAUUGCAGUGAACGUGACCAGGGUUCUUGUCCACAUCGUCUCCCAGUGUCACGAGGGUCUGGAGCACUACCUGAGGUCCUACAUUAAGUUUGUUUUCAAAACCGAACCCUGGAAUUCAUCAAAGUGCAAGACCGUGCAUGAAGAAUUAACCAAGUCCAUGACAGUUCUGCUGAAGACCACGGCUGACUUUCUCACCUGCAACAAGCUGCUUAAGUAUUCUUGGUUUUUCCUGGAGGCGCUAAUAAAGUCAAUGGCACAACAUCUCAUAGAAACCAGCAAACUGAAGUUAUUCCGGAACCAGCGAUUCCCUGCCUCUUACCAGCACACAGUAGAGACGCUGGUUAACCUGUUAAUGCCACACAUCACUCAGAAGUAUAAAGACAAGCUGGAAGAGGCUCGAAACGCAAACCACAGCCUCGCUGUCUUCAUCAAGAGGUGCUUCUCGUUGAUGGACAGAGGGUUUGUUUUCAAGCAGAUCAAUAAUUACAUGAAGUGGUUCAGCCCAGGGAACCCAAAGACACUCUUUGAACUGAAGUUUGAGUUUCUUCGGGUUAUUUGCAGUCACGAGCACUUCAUUCCCCUCAACUUGCCUAUGCCUUUUGGGAAAGGCCGGGUUCAGAGAUACCAAGACUUGCAGUUUGACUUCACCUUGACAGACGACUUCUGCAAAAACCACUUCCUGGUUGGACUGCUCCUGCGGGAGGUGGGCAGCGCCCUACAGGAAUACAGAGACGUGCGCCAGAUGGGCAUCAGCGUGCUGAAGAGCUUGAUGAUUAAGCACACCUUCGAUGACCGAUACAUGACUAAGGGCCAGCAGGCGAGGAUUGCCACAUUAUACUUGCCACUGUUUGGGCUUCUCCUGGACAACGUCCAACGUAUAAACGUCAAAGACUGCUCACCGUUCCCAAUCAACCAGCCCAGCAAUGGGAGGAAGGAAGACCCUCUGCACAUCUUACAGACAGGGACAGGCACCACCACACCUCAGAGGUCCGGAAACUCGCUGGACAGCAGCAUCCACAGGGAUGUUUUCGGAGUCAUUUCCGGUACAGCUUCUCCGCAUGGGCCCUCUACCCCGUCCAUCAACGCUGUGAGGCAUGCUGACUCCAGAGGCUCCCUGAUAAGCACGGACUCUGGCACCAGUCUUCUUGAACGAAGUGCGGAGAAAAGUAACUCCCUGGACAAGAGAGAGAGGCUUGUCAGGAGGCACUCUGCUUUGGCUAAACAGAAUAACCAGGAGGCCGAGGAGGGUUCAAAGUCCGCACGGAGGAACUGUGUUACCAUGGAUUUUUCUGUUUUGUCCGUCCCAGCCCUUCCGGAGAGGAUUCUGCAUGCUGCCCUGUCUCUCCCACUCCUUGAAAACCACGGUUGUGUCGGAAGCUGCAUCGUGCGCUGUGACAAGCUGGAGCAGGCGGAGAUCAGGAGCCUGCUCAUGUGCUUCCUGCACGUGUUGAAGAGCAUGUCUGAGGAUGCGCUGAUUACUUACUGGAACAAAGCUUCUAGCUCAGAGACGAUGGACUUCUUCACCAUCUUAGAAGUCUGUCUUCACCAGUUCCGUUACAUGGGGAAACGAUACAUUGCAAGGAACCAAGAGGGGUUAGGACCCAUGAGUAUUACACAUGAGAAAAGAGCUCAAACGUUGCCUGUUUCUCGCAAUAGAGCAGGAAUGAUGCAUGCCAGAUUGCAGCAGCUGAGCAGCCUGGAUAACUCUUACACUUUUAACCACAGCUACGGACAUUCUGACGCUGAUGUCAUUCAUCAGUCACUCCUGGAGGCCAACAUUGCGACUGAAGUGUGUCUGACUGUGCUGGAUAGAAUGUCCCUGUUCACGCACGUUUUUAAGGGCCAACUACUCGCUGACCAUGGACACAACCCUUUAAUGAAGAAGGUUUUUGACGUGCAUCUUUGCUUCCUGAGAAUAAACCAGUCAGAAGCGGCGCUGAAGUCCGUCUUUGCUGCUCUGCGGAACCUUGUCUACAAGUUUCCAUCCUUGUUCUUUGAAGGCAGGGCCGACAUGUGUGCCGCGAUGUGCUACGAGAUCCUGAAGAGCUGUAACUCGAAGUUAAGCACUAUCCGAACGGAUGCAUCCACACUCCUCUAUUUCCUCAUGAAGAACAACUUUGAGUACACGAGGCGCCGGUCCUUCGUGAGGACUCACCUGCAGGUGAUCAUCGCAGUCAGCCAGUUAAUAGCUGAUGUGAUUGGAAUUGGAGGGACGCGAUUCCAGCAGUCUCUGGCGAUUGUUAACAAUUGUGCCAAUAGUGACCGGGCUGUAAAGUCGACAGGAUUCCCUUCUGAUGUCAAAGACCUAACCAAGCGCAUCCGCACAGUGCUAAUGGCCACAGCUCAAAUGAAGGAGCACGAAAAUGACCCGGAAAUGCUGGUGGAUCUUCAGUACAGUCUGGCGAAGUCCUACGCCAGCACCCCUGAGCUGAGGAAGACCUGGCUGGACAGCAUGGCAAAAAUCCACGUCAAAAACGGGGAUCUCUCUGAGGCGGCCAUGUGCUAUGUCCAUGUAGCAGCUCUGGUGGCUGAAUACCUCAGAAGGAAAGGUAUAUUCAAGCAAGGCUGUUCGGCGUUUAAGGUGAUCACACCCAACAUCGAUGAGGAAGCAGCAAUGAUGGAAGACGUAGGAAUGCAAGAUGUCCACUAUAAUGAGGAUGUGCUGAUGGAGCUGUUGGAACAGUGUGCAGACGGACUCUGGAAAGCAGAGCGUUACGAACUUAUUUCCAAUGUUUACAAGCUGAUCAUCCCGGUUUAUGAGAAAAGGCAGGAGUUUGAGAAACUUGCCCAUCUCUACGAAACCCUCCAUCAAGCUUACAAGAAAAUCGCUGAGGUUAUGCAGACAGGGAAGCGACUUCUUGGCACCUACUUUCGAGUUGGCUUUUUUGGGCAGGGCUUCUUUGAAGAUGAGGAUGGAAAGGAGUACAUUUAUAAAGAGCCGAAGCUGACGCAGCUGUCGGAGAUCUCUCAGCGGCUCCUGAAGCUCUAUUCUGACAAGUUUGGCUCUGAGAAUGUAAGGAUAAUCUACGAUGAUGGAAAGGUCAAUCCAAAGGACCUGGACUCAAAGUAUGCCUACAUUCAGGUCACCUACGUGACACCGUUUCUCGACGAGAAGGAAUUGCAGGACAGGAAGACCGAUUUUGAGCGAAGCCACAACAUCCAGCGGUUUGUGUUUGAGAUGCCCUUCACGGUCUCGGGAAAAAAGCAGGGAGGAGUGGACCAACAGUGCAAGCGAAGAACUAUCCUGACCACUAUGCACCAUUUCCCCUACGUGAAGAAGCGAAUCCCAGUGAUGUACCAGCAACACAUCGACCUGAAUCCUAUUGAGGUUGCGAUCGACGAGAUGAGCAAUAAGGUGUCGGAGCUGCAGAUACUGUGCUCCUCUCCUGACGUUGACAUGAUCAAACUCCAGCUCAAGCUCCAAGGCAGUGUCAUCGUGCAGGUCAACGCUGGCCCAUUAGCUUAUGCCCGAGCCUUCCUGGAGGAAGCCAACGUGAAGAAGUACCCGGACAACAAAGUGAAGCAGCUGAAGGAAGUGUUCAGGCAGUUUGUCGAAGCUUGUGGACAUGCCCUGGUCGUGAACGAACGUUUGAUCAAGGAAGACCAGCAGGAGUAUCAGGAGGAAAUGAAAAGCAACUACAGGGAGAUGGUUCGCGAGCUCUCCAACAUCAUGCACGAACAGAUUUCUCCAGAGGACGAGGGGAUGAAGAUAAGCCUCCUGCCCAACUCAUAUCACAUCUUCAAUGCAAUCAGCGGGACGGCAGGUGGGACUGUGGUCCACGGCAUCUCGAACUCGUCCUCCAUGGUCUGAGCGUUGGCGAGCGGAUUGUCACCGUCAGGAGUCUUUACCUUGCAUGUUCUCACUCAGGAUACUUCCCACACAAGAUGGCAGAUGGGUCCAGCCUUAACUCUAGAGAAGUGAGGCCAUCUGGGUUGUGAACCCAAAGGAAACAAUGUUUGCACAUUUGAGCUUCGGAGGACACGUUAGGAUUAAGUGUCGUCCAAGGAGCGAAUUACUGUACAGUUUUUAGUAUUCCGUGGAGGAACUGGGUCCAUUGCUUUGCUACUCAAACCUGUCUUAAAAGUAUAGACUUUGUAUGUUUAAUAUAUUCGACAAAGAAGCGCAGGGAUAUAAUGUUAGCAUCAAUAUUUUUGCUGUCUGUUUACACAUAUCUAUUACCUGUAUAUAGUUAUUAAAGACAAGGAAGCAGAAGGAGGUUGUAUUCCAGGUAAGUGUUGCAGUCUCGUGCGACAAAAUUGGAGAUUAUAGUUCCAUUGUUGAAAGAAAAAAAAUGGGUUCAGCAUCGUAGACUCUGUACUGGCUACAUGAGUUUAUACCAAGCAGGACUGAAAAUGUGCUCUUGCAUUACUUCUGGUGAAAUUCGGUGCACUUGGCAUGUGUUUUCAUGCAGAAACACUUAAUGCAUGUGGCUUUCCCCUUUCCCACAGCUGUUGCCCUGAUAAAUGAGAGUGGUGUUCCACCACAGUGCACUAAUGAGCCUAAAUGUAGAACUAUUCCAGUGUACAGUCUGUUAUCUGCCCGGUCACCAAGUGCGUGUGGCUUUCCGUACACAGUUGCAUUUCUAGUAAAAUAUUUUCAUGAGCAGUAAUGUUGAACGAUGUAGAGAUUUCACCGGAAUCUAGAAUUAUUGCCUUGCCUAUAACAGAAGUGUCACUGAGGGAAAGUUGGACCAGGGUAUUUUAACUACUCCUGUGACAUACACAGUAUAUUUUACAAAUGUCCUUUGUUUUUACUCUUGUACAUUGAGUGCAAUAUUCAUCAGUAAGCUUUAUCCCAGAUGUACACAGUCUUUGUUACAUUUUUGAUAAAAAAAAUCUCACAUAGCACAUGCUCUUCUUUUGCCAAAGUGACAGAAAAUUAUCAGCAAACAUUUUUACUAUUUUUUUGUCUAACUUAAAUCAUUUUACCAUCAGAGUUGUUUUUGAAAACAUUAAUGAAAUUUUAUAUUUGGGGAAAGUUGAGGAUUUUAAUUUUAUUUAAACUGGAACUAUUGUCCUGCUGUAUGUAAAUUUAAAUGUUGUAACAAAGUCAGCUCAUUCAUUAGCCAGCUGUUUUGUUUUGUACAUGUGGCUUGUUCAAUAAAUAUUUGACUUCAGACUUUU
Messenger RNA from Hypanus sabinus (Atlantic stingray), 8466 nucleotides. RefSeq names its product dedicator of cytokinesis 9b (gene dock9b). NCBI's taxonomy places the organism in Eukaryota, Metazoa, Chordata, Chondrichthyes, Myliobatiformes, Dasyatidae. Gene Ontology annotation, biological process: small GTPase-mediated signal transduction; positive regulation of GTPase activity. The record is from RefSeq and is a predicted model, not a curated record. The transcript has 54 exons. The coding region runs from base 653 to 7153 and encodes 2166 amino acids. Gene Ontology annotation, molecular function: guanyl-nucleotide exchange factor activity.